AUGGGCAGUCAUCAUUUGCGUGUUAUUCUAUUGAAUUUAGUAGAUCAUCUUAGUGAAAAUGAUCGAGAACGUUUACGUUUUUAUAUUGGACCCGAUGUUCCACGAAUUAUUAGAGAUGAUUCAUCAUUUGCUGGUAUUCUUCGUCUUUGGGAAUCACUUUUCGAUCAAGAUAAAAUCAAUGAAGAAGAUUUUACCUAUUUAAUAAAUGCACUUGAUGAAAUUCAUUGUCGUGAUGCUGUGAAACUUUUACGAGAACAUAUGAGACGAAUGCAGACACAUGGCUUAAAAGAAUCCUUAGAAAAUUUAGCAUCGAUAAUUCCACCAACGGCACCACACAUAACAAUAGAAGAAAUUCUUGGAGAUCAAGAUAAAGAUGAUAAAUUAGCCUUAAAAAGUCAAUCGUCCAAAACAACAUUCGAUGGAAUAUGGUUAAAACCUAAAAACGGCAAAAUUCCGUCAGAUGCUGUUGUUGGUGGUCAAGAAGGCAAUAAACUAGUUUAUAUAGCACGUUCAAAAUUAGUAAAUAAUGGUAUUAUUCCGGGCAAAUUGGUAGAAGGAACCGAAAAGGCUAUUAUUACACAUUUCGGUGUUCAUUCAUCAUCUGAUUAUGAACUGUUGAUUCGAUCAAAUCCUGAGCAGGAAUUCAAAUGGAGUGCAACAAGAAAUGCUAUUGUACCAGAAGGUGCUCUUUUAGCAGGCAAAGAAGAAGCAGUUCUAGUCUAUGUCGCUUCAAUCGAUACGAUGUCUAUCAAAAUUUUUUAUACAACAAUUCUUCUUCUUCUAAUUUUUCUACCAAUAAUGACUAGUAUGAAAUUAGAAGAAAAAAAUCGACUUCGCCUACAAGUUCUUGAUAUGUUUAAACAUGCAUUUAGUUCAUAUAUGAAAUAUGCUUAUCCUGCAGAUGAAUUAAUGCCAUUAAGUUGUAAAGGUCGAUAUCGAGGUUCUGAACCAUCACGAGGUGAUAUUGAUGAUGCACUUGGCAAUUUUUCAUUAACACUUGUCGAUAGUUUAGAUUCUUUAGCAGUUCUUGGAAUGUUUGAUGAAUUUGAACGUGCCAUUCGUCAAGUUAUUCAACAUGUUACAUUUGAUCGUGAUGUUGUUGUUUCUGUAUUUGAAACAAAUAUUCGAAUGGUCGGUGGUCUUCUUGGUGGUCAUAUAUGUGCAAAAUAUAUUCAUUUACAUUAUCCAUCUCGUUUAUCUUGGUAUCGUGAUGAAUUAUUAAUUUUAGCACAUGAUUUAGCUUUACGUUUAUUACCAGCAUUUAAUACAACAAGUGGUUUACCAUUACCACGUGUUAAUCUUCAUUAUGGUAUUGAUUUAACAUUAUCAAAAAGUGAACGUGAACGUUAUACAUGUACAGCAUGUGCUGGUACAUUAAUAUUAGAAUGGGCAACAUUAUCACGUUUAACAGGAAAUUAUUUAUUUGAACAAUAUGCUGAUCGUGCUAUGUCAUAUUUAUGGGAAAGACGACAUCGACAAUCAAAUUUAAUGGGUACAAUACUUAAUGUACAUUCAGGUGAUUGGAUUGUACGUGAAUCAGGUAUUGGUGCUGGUAUUGAUUCAUAUUAUGAAUAUUUAUUUAAAGCAUAUGUUUUAUUGGGUGAAAAAAAUAAUGAUUAUUUAUUAAGAUUUGAAGAACAUUAUUCAUCUAUAAUGUCUUAUGUUCAACGUGGUGUUGCAAUGAUUAAUGUUCAUAUGCAUCAACCAUAUCGUUCAGUUAAAAAAUAUAUGGAUGCAUUAUUAGCAUUUUGGCCUGGUUUACAAGUUUUAACAGGAGAUUUAAAAUCAGCUAUUGAAUUACAUGAAAUGCUUUAUAAUGUUGUUAAAAAACAUAAAUUUUUACCAGAAGCAUUUACAACAGAUUAUAGAAUACAUUGGAAAUCACAUCCAUUAAGACCAGAAUUUGUUGAAUCAACUUAUUUUCUUUAUAAGGCUACUGGUGAUCCACAUUAUCUUGAAGUUGGUAAAACAAUCUUAACUAAUUUAGAAGAACAUGCUCGUGUAUCAUGUGGUUAUGCUGCUUUAUCUGAUGUUUCUACUGGUCAAAAAGAAGAUCGUAUGGAUUCAUUUGUAUUAGCUGAAACAUUUAAAUAUCUUUAUUUAUUAUUUGAUUCAAUACCACAUCAUUAUAUUGAUAUUGAUCAAUUUAUAUUUACAACUGAAGGACAUCUUCUUCCAUUAAAUAUUUUAUUAUUUAAUAUAAAUGAUACAUUAAAAAAUGAAUUCAAUCAAAUAACAUUAAAAUCAGCACAAAUUUAUGAACAAAAAAAUUUUUCUUCAUAUGAAAAAUCAUAUGAACGAAAAGCAAAAAUAAAUCAAUGUCCUGCUAUGGAUGAACAAUUUAAAUCACAUCAAUAUAAAGAAAAAUUACGAGAAAAUAUUCGUGGUGAUCAAGAUAUGACAGAAACAAUAACAAUAUCAUCAAAAUAUAUUGAUAAACAAUCAAAUAAUAUAUCUCAUCAUCGUUUAACUGCUAUGGAAUUUUCUGCUGAUAAUCCUCAGCAUAUAUCUGAACUUAAACAAAUGGGUAUUGAAAUUCAAUAUUUGAUUGGUGGUCAAAUUCAAUUAGCUCAUAUAGCAUCAAAUGCUGAAUCAAUUGAUGAUGCUGAAAAUGGUUUAAUAUUUAUGCAAGAUAUGAUUGAAUUAAUGAAAAAUACAAAUACAGUAGAAAAUUCUCUAACUUAUCAUAUACCAUUAACGGUUAUACCAUUAAUAAUUCCAUUAUUAGAAAAUCCAAUUAGUUUUACUGUUAUUACAGCUCAAUUUGGUAAACAAUUACAUGAUACUCAAGGAAUAUUUGCUCAAUUAUAUGUUGUUGAACCAUAUUCUGCUUGUUCAGAAAUAUUAUAUUCUCAUUAUAUUUAUUCUCGUAUUGGUAUUGUUCGUCGUGGUGAUUGUAUGUUUAUUGAAAAAGCUUAUUAUUUAGAAAAAGCUCAAGCUAUUGCUGGUAUUGUUAUUGAUAAUAAUAUAUCAUUAAAUUCUUCAAAUGGUGCAAUAUUUUCUAUGUCGGGUGAUGGAAAAACUAAUGUAAAUAUACCACUUGUUUUAAUGUUAAAAGAUGAAGCAUAUUCAUUAUUAUAUUUAUUAUCAAAACAACCAAAUUUAUUUGUAUAUAUUGGAGAAGAAGAUCGUUUAAUGGAUAGUUUUUAUCAACAAAUUGAUUAUUUAGAAAGUUUAAUUGAACCAUUUAAUCGAACAACAAAUAAAUGGAUAUAUGGACAAAUAGAAUUAUUUAAAAAAACUAAACAAUGUUCGAUUGUACCAAAGAAUUUAAAACAAUUAGAAUUAACAAUUCAACAAUACAUUGUAUAUUAUACUCAAAAAUAUAAUGAUCCAUCAUUUAAUCUUGAUUUAACUACUUUUAAUUUCGAUGAUCAAUUAAAUAGUAUGGAUGUUUAUCCUACAACAUUUGAUGAACCAUUUCAAGAAGUCAUCUAUAUUAAUAAACAAUCAUUGAAUUUUAAUACAACUAUUGAUAUACAAGAAGAACAAAUAAAUCAAUUCGUUGAAAUCGAUGAAGAAACAAAUGAAGAUGAAUAA
Rotaria sp. Silwood1 is the source of this 3540-nucleotide messenger RNA. The record is from the annotation of a GenBank genome assembly. NCBI's taxonomy places the organism in Eukaryota, Metazoa, Rotifera, Eurotatoria, Philodinida, Philodinidae.